AAUGAAGCGUGUCGCCGGCUGCUUGCCGUAGUGCUCUGACGUAAGCGGAAGGAGUAUUGUUUUGAGAAAACAAGCAUGGAGGCGACUAGAAAGAUUCGAGUCUCAAAAUCGAAGAAGAAAGGUGGCAAAGGAGCCCAGGGGAUUUCAGCAGCGGAUGAGGCGAGAAAGAGGGAAGCUAUUAAAGAGGCGCUCAGACAGAAGCUUGAGUUGGAGCGCAAAGCCCUGCAGGUGGUUGAGCGGCUGCUAGAGGACAGUGUGACAGAGGAGUUCCUCGUGGACUGUGCAUGGCACAUCACUCCUGCCAACUACAAGGAUACAGUGGAAGAACGGUCCAUUGCUAAACUGUGUGGAUAUCCUAGGUGUCCAAAUAAACUAACCAAUGUACCCACUCAGCAGUUUAAAAUAUCCACUAAAACCAAUAGAGUCUAUGAUAUUACAGAGCGCAAGUCUUUUUGCAGUAAUUUCUGCUACAAAGCCUCCAAAUGUUUUGAGCUCCAGAUAUCGAAAACUCCACUUUGGCUUAGAAAGGAUGAGAGGCCUCCUGAGGUUAAGCUGAUGAAAGAAGGAGAUGGAGGUAGCUCAGGACAGGAAAUAAAGUUGGUAGACAAGCCUGUGACAGAAGCUGACAUUGAGAAUCCUGUCCCAGACAUUUCUGAAUCUAACAAGGACUCCACUCCCUUCAGCCGGAGCGACAACAGCGACCUUGAGGAAGACUUUGUCUCUAGUGUGGUGUCCAGACAGUCCAAAAACACACGAGUACACUGGGGUAAACUGCCAAAGAGAGAGGGAGUAAGUGAGGAUGGGUCGAGUACUGACCCUGAACGUACACAAAGACUUGAUGGAGAAAAUAAUGAUGAAAGUGGAAUUUCAAAAGCUCCUCAACCACAGAAGGACCCUAGUGCCUGUCUGUCUAUACCAAACAAUACCACAUCUGCUGGAUCUGAUGUUGAAGGAACUCUGGAGCUUUUGAAUCAUUGUAGUCUGAAGGACGCUGCAUCCCAACAGGAAACUAACUUAUCUUCUGGUCUGAACAUCACUCAGGUGGGCAUGAGUAAGAGAGGAGCUGCAGACCUCAAAGGCUUGUUGAAGGAUCAUAACAAAGCUAAAACAACUCCUGCAACUAUCAGUUUGUGCCUGCUAGAGCAUCUGCGACAAACUUUUAUGGAGUGGAGAACUGAGGAAACCAUUAAGUUUCUUUAUGGGCCUGAUUAUGCCUGUGGAACAGAGUCUUCAGCACAGGAAGUGGAGGAACUGGAUGAGGAUGACUUGGAUGAGGCUGAGGUGGAAGUGAGCUUAAGACAGAACAGUGCAAGUUCUUCCAGACCCAGUGCACCAGCUCCUGAUUUUAAAACGCUGCGUAAGGAGACCGAGUUGCUGGAGCUGAGGGUGAGGGAAUUUUAUAAAGGUGUGUAUGUUCUGCCUGAAGAGAUCAAGUCAGAUGCCAUUAAAGACACUCAGGACACACAGGGCAAUCAAAUGGACCCUCCUCUGCCGUUGGUUGAUUCUCAUGCACAGCACCUGAUUCAGAAACGCAUUACUGUGGAGAAGCUCAGCCGGAGCUUGAGAGAUGUUGUUGGACCCCUGCGUCUAACGAUGAGUGAUGUCAUCAGUGAAAUAAAUAAUUUGGUCAAGACAUUCAGGUUUACAAACACUAAUAUCAUUCACAAAAGGCCAGAAUGGACUUUAAUUGCUGUGGUUCUUCUGUCAGUAUUAACAGAAGUGUCACCAUUGCUGAGAGAGUCAUUGGCAAGUCCAUCUUCAGUGGAGUACAUCUCCUCUCUUAUGAGCGAGCUGAAACUGGAGGACGAAGAUCUACACAACCUUGUGCUGCUCUUCAAACCCUGUGUUACUCCACAAACAUGAUCUUCCACGCACACUUAGAUGUUCUAAUAAAAGUGUAUGCCUGAAGCAAUGAUUCUGUACAUCAUUUCAUUUUCAGUACUUAAUAUUAUAUUUAAGUAAUCAAUGAUAUCUGGUACUUUGAGACUGUUUAUACAAUAUUUAUUUGCUUGAAAAAUGAAAUAAUCAUAAAGAAAUCUAAUUAAGAUGGAGCUGUUAAAAUCUCACAGGACAUUAAAAAAUGAACAGAAUUAAUAGAAUUUCUGAAGGAUAUUAAUGCAAUGUAUGUUAAAUGCAAAUGCAAAGCAA
Molecule: messenger RNA, 2148 nt
Organism: Labeo rohita (rohu)
Lineage: Eukaryota; Metazoa; Chordata; Actinopteri; Cypriniformes; Cyprinidae
Gene: rpap2
Product: RNA polymerase II associated protein 2
Exons: 12
Coding region: 76-1863 (595 amino acids)
Cellular component (GO): cytoplasm; nucleus
Molecular function (GO): RNA polymerase core enzyme binding; RNA polymerase II CTD heptapeptide repeat phosphatase activity
Source: RefSeq, a predicted model, not a curated record